Molecule: messenger RNA, 843 nt
Organism: Lithohypha guttulata
Lineage: Eukaryota; Fungi; Ascomycota; Eurotiomycetes; Chaetothyriales; Trichomeriaceae
Exons: 2
Coding region: 1-843 (280 amino acids)
Source: RefSeq, a predicted model, not a curated record
AUGUAUUCGUUACUUGUUCUUGGUGCUCUCACCAGCUCAGUGAUCGGUCAAGUCGUCACAUUUAGCAACACCACAUUCACAGCUCCUGUGACGGUCGGCUCUGUGUGGCCUAUUUCUUUCGGUGCUGGUAACAGGCAGCCAGUCUCUAUUGCCUUUGGAAACAGCAGCUAUGCCUUCCAGGUUGUUGAUGGUCUCACUGCUCCAGGAACAUACAACUGGAAUGUCGCUGUUCCAGUCAACGUAGUCGAAGGAAUGUACCAACUUGCCCUUGUGCAAGGAGAAUCAGAUCCAGUCUACAGCCCACCAUUCUCCCUCGUCAUCCCACCAGAGGCAGCCGACUCGACAACAGACGCUCCAACCACCACCAUUCCAUUCCCAACCGGCGCUGGCGCCCCAAUGAUGACCGUCACAGCCAUCUACCUCCCACCACCAAUGAACAUAACAAACAACUUCUACCAAACCUUCAUCUACUACGACGAAGACUGUGGCUGCCACCAAACCAGCACCUGCCCACCAUCAGAGGUUCCGACCGCCACCUCCAUGACCACCGUCACAUACUCCGCCGUAGAGUGUGGUUGCACCACCACGAUUGAAGCACCUGCCGCUGAGACCGUUAUCCCUAUGGCGGCAACAAUGGCUCCUGCCACUAACGUGCCAGUUGCACCAACUACUGCUCCUGCUCCGCCUCCAGCUGCAGUUGCGCCUGCUGCGACCACUACUGCUGCUGCCCCUGUACCGACUACUUCAGCAUCAACUCUUCCAGCAUUCACUGGUUCCGCUUACAAGCUCGCUGGUACGAGCUGGGCGUUUCUUGCGCUGGCUGCUGCUUUGGUGUUGGCGUAA